AGAAUAAGAGGGUUAAACCAGUGUACCUGUUGUUUGAGAAUUAAGCAGCAAAAUCAGGAAAUCAUGUCCACUUACCCAGAGGUUCACGGCGAGCCGACUAAGACCGGCACGGCUUUCCUCGAAACGGCUACCGCCACCAUCCAAAACUUUGCUCCCAUCAACAAGAUCCAUCAGCACCUCUGCGCGUUUCAUUUUUACGCGUACGACAUGACCCGGCAAGUGGAGGCGCACCACUACUGCGGGCACCAGAACGAGGACAUGCGGCAGUGCCUCAUAUACGACAGCCCCGACGCCGAUGCCCGGCUCAUCGGGCUAGAGUACAUCGUAUCAGAGAACCUGUUCCUGGGACUGCCGGACGAGGAGAAGCCGCUGUGGCAUUCCCACGAGUACGAAGUAAAGAGUGGCGUGCUCUUCAUGCCCGGAGUUCCCGGUCCCAUAGAGCGGCAGGACUUGGAAAAGGUCGCCAAGACGUACGGCAAGGUCUUCCACUUCUGGCAGGUUGACAGGGGCAACAACCUUCCUCUUGGGCUCCCCCAGGUCAUGAUGGCCUUAACCAGAGACGGCCAGCUUCACGAAGACCUCCUUAGAGGUGUAGAGAAGCGUUUCGGGAUAUCGAUUAACAAUGAGAGGGAGAAUCGAGCCCACAUAACGGGGCCAACGCAUGGAAUACACCCACUGGCGAAUGGCGGAGGAAAGGGGCUGAAAACGGAGCUGAGGGAGGUGGACUGCAGGCCCACAGAUUCCGUGCCCAGGGUCUUUGUUUGAGUAAUUAUUAGUGAAUAUGUAGAGCAUAUAUAAUUAUAUAUAUAUAUAUAUAUAUAUAUAUAUAUUUGGUUGGGCACCGGAAAGUCUACGUACAUAUAGAAUGUAGUGUGCUCGUUGUGUAAUUUUCUUGUGAGAGACCUGCCUUUGUAAGUGUUAUAUUUUUAUGUAAUAAUAGAUAAUAAUAUUUCUAGCUCU
Molecule: messenger RNA, 960 nt
Organism: Corylus avellana
Lineage: Eukaryota; Viridiplantae; Streptophyta; Magnoliopsida; Fagales; Betulaceae
Product: oil body-associated protein 1A-like
Source: RefSeq, a predicted model, not a curated record